UGAUCGAUUAUCUGUCAAACCCGCAACCACAGUGUUGUAUUUUCCGAAUUAAAUUCCCCCCGUACCGUUCGUUCGGUGCUUUCCAGCGAACGCAAGUUCUACGUUACAUUUCCUUUAGCCGGUUCACCUACGUUACAUCGUUUUCUGUCCGUUCCGUUCGUUUCCUGUGUUCCCGGUCGUUUUGUGUUUGGUUAUGUUUCCAUCAUCAGCAUCGCUGUCGACGCCGCCGGUUCGAUAAGUUUGCAAAUCUGGAUGAUAAAAAGGAAACAAUGAUUACCGCCACGGAACCGCUGGAAUACUUUCCACGAGGCCGUCAGGUGGUGGAAAAUCAUCCGGGGCCAAAUGUGGAGGACGAGCAUCGUACGUUAGGCGGGCAUCCAGUGGACUUUGUACUGCUACAGCGCAUGCAAAACGUAAACAUCUCGCUGGAUGAGGAUGAACCGGCCGAAUUUUAUCGAUUGCGCGAGCAGCCCAUACAGACGGACCGGAGCGGCGUAUCGCCGGCCUACAUCGGUAUGGAGGAAGAGCUGUACGUGUUGGGGCACACGGCCGUGUGGACCCGGUGUAUGAGCAAUGAAACGCAGGCGCUACCACAAACCACCUUCACCUGUGACAGCCCGAUACGGUUCGCCUUUUUCUGUCCGCGGCGUUUCAUUCGGCCGGAUACCACGCCGGCAUCGAAGCCGGACACCGGCAAGAGCGCGAUCUGUCUGAUCGAUAAAGACACGCUGCACGUGUUCCUGGAAGGUGGUGAAACGUAUAGAGCGAUGCUACAGUGUCCGGUAUCGGCCGUCUGGAUGGUACCGGACGGUAUCAUGCUGGAACGGAACGCAACCCACUCAGUAACGAUCUGUCGGGAGGAGGGUGUACCGUGGCCCCGGUUGUUUACGCUCACCUUCCCACUCGAAGAGAUGAAACCCGUCCUGCUGGCAACCGGCACGAAGUAUGGGUUUCUCGACAGUCCGAACUAUCGCGUGGUGUUUUCGAGUGAAAAGGUGUCGCUCGUGCUGGUGUACGGCGAGCUGAGCGGGAAGCAUUAUGUGUACCGAUUGCGGCCGGCCUGCGACGAGGAGAUUGAAGCGGUACGGUACAUGGACCAGACGGACGAUUCAGAGUUGGAGAACGAUCAAAGCGUGCCCGGUACACCGGACGAAGCGCACGCAUCAACGCAAAACAUCGAUCAACGACACACCCUGACGAAGGUGCUGGGUGCAACAACCAACCUGGAGCAUACGUUCGGCGUAAGCUCUGCACUGUCGUCGUGGAUCCAUUCGUUUCCACUGGGCAACAAUCCGUUCGGCGAUCAACCGACCCGUUGCGGGGAAGAUUUCAUGUCGGGAUUGGAUCGUAAUUGCAAUGGACGCGAACAGCUGGAACAGCGCAGUGCAUCCCUUGCGCCACAGUUCUCCCUAGAGUACGUGAUGACCGUUAAUGGUGUUUCCAUUUCAAUGUGGAGCUCGGAAGAUGGAGAAAUGGCAUCGGAAGCAUUUCUACACACCGAUCUCGUGGGAAAUAAUUACAUCUGCUUUCUACAAUCCCGUGCCUGCCGGCUUACGCUGCUCCACUACGAAGAGAACAGUUUAUCCGUGUCCUGCACCCACAUGCUGCUGGCCCGUUCGGCUGUUUCGCUCGAUCACAUCAAUAUGAUCGUUGUGCUGGAACCUACUGGGCGGUUGGUACUGUACAGUGGUCCAAUCGCUGUCGGUAAGCUACACGUCACCGGACUUCAGAGCGACUGUUUCCGCACCAAUCCGGUCACAGGCACCGGUGGUCAGCCAACGGUAAAGCUUCCCUCCUUCGUACCUACGCGCACCAACACAACGGCAAGUACCACACAAAGCACCUGUUCCAUGGUGGAAGGUUUUCCCCGACGCAGCACCCUGCUGCCGAAUGUAUCCGGUGCGGAUGGAAAAUUUGACGAAGAGUUACAUCUGCUCUCACCGGUACGGCCCAUCAGCCUCUCCGGACCGAGUGGGGCGAUUGGAUCCCGUGGGCCGUAUUCUUCCGCUCCAACCAAUGCUGCCCGGUCGGGUGCCGCCGAUGCUGGUACGAUUGUAAAAUUGCGCGAUGCAACCGGAUCGCGUUUUACGCUGGUGUUGGGCAACGAGCGACACGUACGAUUGGCACUGGCGCCGGUAGCGGAAUCGCAGCUGGUGCGUAACUGUGUGAAAGUAAUGCGGCUCGUACUGCCGGCCGCAACCGUCCACGAGUUCCUCAUCCAUUGGUACAACACGCGGAAUGUGCCCGGUUCGCAUGCCGGUUUCAGUACGCACCAGGAAUGGGACCUGUUCCGGACGCUGCUGUUUACGAUGAUGGGACGACCGAUUGGGCCACCGGACGCAGACGAUCGGGCAUCGGCCGCCGGUGUACAUCAGCCGGCUGGCAGUGCCGGCGGCUGUAUGUGUGCCGAUGAGCCGAAGAAACGGCGCCGGGGUGAAAAUUCGCACGGCCAGGCGGCUGACUGGGAGUUUCUGGUUGGUCACGCUACCGAUCAACCGUACGAGGCGAGUGUUUCGGUGUGCCCGGAAGCGACGACUGGUGGUGGUGGUGGUGGUGGUGGGGCACGCCCAUAUCAAAACAGAGAAUUGCAAAGCCUUUAUCCGUACAUCCCGGACAUACUGCAAACGUUCCACCUGCUGUACGAGGAUUUAAAGAUGAACGUAUGCCGGACGGACGAUUUGCGGUUGCUGGCCGACUUCCUGUACUGUCUCGCAGCCGAUGCAAAGCUGGACGCGUACCAGAUGCACUAUCGGACCGAUUUUCCCGAACUGUUCGACCGCUAUCGGCGGCACUGUAGCUGUGUAAUAACAGACAGCACCAUCCUGAACCGUCUCGGCGGGAUCGGCGUGCAUCCACCACGCAUGUUUCGCUACAUCGAGCGUUUGUUGCUGGGCGAUAACGACGGUAGCACUCCGUUUUGCUACCGUCCCGGUAUAAAUGAUUUUAGCUACGACAUGUGUGCGCUGGUCGCGUUUAUCUAUCGCAUACGCGUUGCACACGGUUGGGUUCGCUCCCAUCUCGAGUCGGUACUGUCGGGUGAAUUUUUCGACCAACAAACCAAACGCCCCCUGUGUAUCCAGCAUCCGGCAACGGCCGGGUCCGUCCAAAACCAUCAUAAUUUUGAGCGUACAGCGGACACGGUGCUAGCGUUUCUCGUCGAACGUGGGUACACGCGCACCCAGCUCGAUCAGCUACCGAUCGCGAUGCGGUACGUGAUCCUGAACUAUCUCGAAGGUUGCCGCGAAUAUCUAACGCACGGUCUGCAGGCCGUAUUUUACGAGCUGUUGAUGCGCCCGGAAUUGCGCGCCCACAGUAUUUCGAGCGGGCUGCAGGAUUGGGUACCGGAUGUGGAGCUGAACGCGGCCGAUGAUCUCCAGGAGCGUGACAUAUCACAACCGAAGUUCGACGAGAUUGACUCCUGGCAGAAGGAGAUGAGUGAAAUCGAAAUCUGUGGCACGGGAAAUACGGGCGGUGUCGCGGGUGGAGUCGCUGCUGGAGGUGGUGGUGGUGGGAGUGUGGGUGUGUCCGGUGGUGGGACAGCAUCCAGUUCGCAGAAGGAAGAUACACUACGGCAAGGGUGCGAUGAGGACGGUAUGGGUGGGCUGGACGAUGAGUUGCUUCAGCUACGCUUCCCGGACGAUCGGCGCAUGCACGAUGUGCGAACGUUCCUGAACAGCUCGCAGCGCAUCCAGAUCAACAUUCCCCAUCCACCGAACGUGCCCGAUCACGAGUUUCUCGAGGAACAGGAACGACGGCUCUACAUGCUCUGCCUGCGCACCAUGGCGCUACCGAUCGGCCGGGGCAUGUUUACCGUCAGCUCGAGCCGGCCGAGUGAAACGCAAACCGUCCCGGUGCCACGGCUUUGUCUUUCGGGGCGUGAUGUGGUCCGCGGCACUACGAUCGAAAUACAGCAGAUUGAGGUGCCGGCCAACAUGAGCCUGUGGCCUUCGUUUCACAAUGGUGUGGCGGCCGGUUUACGCAUCUGUCCCGAUACGCCACACCUUACCUCGACGUGGAUCACCAAUAAUCGGCAGGGUGCACGUAACUCCAGCAUGCUGCCACCGGGUACCGACACCUCCACCGAGCACGGUGGCUUCCUGAUGGCACUCGGUCUCACCGGUCAUCUGCGCAAACUGUCCAUCUACAGCAUCUUCGACUAUAUGGUCCGGUCGGACGAGAUGGUACGACUCGGGCUGCUUCUGGGCCUGUCCGCUGCGUACCGUGGUACGGGUGAUCUCGCCACCACGCGCCUACUCGCGGUACACGUGGAAGCGCUGCUACCGCCCACAUCCGUCGAGCUAGACGUAUCGCAGAACCUACAGAUAGCGGCCCUGCUUGGCGUUGGACUGCUGUACCAAGGCACCGCAAAACGGCACAUGGUUGAGAUACUGCUGCAGGAGAUCGGUCGUCCACCUGGACCGGAAAUGGAAAACUACGUCGAGCGUGAAUCUUACUCCCUAACUGCCGGUCUUGCCCUGGGGCUCGUAACGCUCGGACUCGGCGAUAGUUCGUCCUCGCUGCACGAUCUCGCCCUACCCGACACGCUGUACUACUACAUGAACGGUGGCAACCGGCGCAUGAUGGUGGGCGCACAGAAGGAAAAGUAUCGACUACCCUCGUUCCAGAUCAAGGAAGGUCCGGCGGUAAAUCUGGACGUGACUGCACCCGGUGCAACGCUCGCCCUCGGGUUAAUGUACUUUGCGACAGGGAAUGAAGCCAUCUCCCGCCUGCUAGAGCCACCGACCACCGUCUACAUACUGCAGUUUGUGCGGCCCGAUCUACUGCAGCUGCGCAUCGUCGCUCGCCAUCUGAUCCACUGGGAGCGCAUCGAAGCUACGAGCAGCUGGGUCGAGCAACAGAUACCGGAACUGUUACGGCAAAACAUAUCACCGCUCGAAGAGGAGGACGUACCGAUGGAUGAGCCGGCGGGCGACGAUCCAGAGCAUGGAACCGGUGCCGCCGCUCACGAAAGCAAUCUUUCCAAAGUUGAUCAGGUCCUGUACUCGCAGGCGUACUGUAGCGUGAUGUGUGGCAGUGCAAUCGCGAUCGGACUACGAUUCGCCGGCACGGCGGACGCGACGGCCGUCAAAACGCUCGACCACUAUCUGCUGUACUUCAUCGAGCAGGGUAACCGGCUGAACAAAAGUGCCCCGGAGCGGCCAUCCAAGUUUGCCCGCUCGGUUGGCCGUCAGGUGAUUGAAAAUUGUAGCAUGGUGUUGCUACUGUCCCUCUCGCUCGUACUAGCCGGCACGGGAGAUUUGCGCGUGCUGCGCGCGGUCCGGAUGCUGCGGUCACGCAUCGGUGUACUGCAGGUUACGUACGGUUCGCACAUGGCCAUCCAUAUGGCGCUUGGGUUCCUGUUUCUCGGUGCCGGCCGCUAUACACUCUCGCGCACUCCGACCGCCGUCGCUGCGCUGGUGUGUAGCAUUUUUCCGAAAUUUCCCACCUACAGCAACGACAACCGGUACCAUCUGCAGGCGUUCCGGCAUCUGUACGUGCUGGCGAUCGAACCGCGUAUCUUCAUACCGCGCCGCAUCGACACCGGCCGGCUGUGCCUAUGCCGCAUCCGGUACGCAUUGCUCGGGAAGGAGACGGCACCGGUAGAACAGUUUGCGCCGUGUCUGCUGCCCGAACUCGAUACCCUUGCGUGGAUCGAGGUGUGCGAUGAAAACUUUUGGCCGUUUCGGUUCGAUCGGCGGCAUAACUGGCAGAUACUAGAGAGCAUCUUCAAGACAAAUGAACGGGUAGAUGUGAAGCAACGUACCGGUUGUUUGACGUACCAGGAGGACCCGACCCGUCUCAUCACGAACCAGAUCAAUCCCGUGUCCUACAACCACAGCCUCUGGCAGCUGGAACCGCUGAAUCUGCUCCAGUUCGUCGGCCAGCCGGAAGUGAUCAAUAUUACCCGGAUGCUGCUCAUACCGCCCAGCACGCGCAAGCUGCGCUGCCUACUAGAACCGAUCGGUGCGGCCGAACAUGAGAAUGCUUACAUGAAGCUGUACGCACACCAUGUGACGGAUUGUGUGUUUGAUGAUCGACUGCACGCACUGCCAAUCUACCUAGGACUAACGCAGAUUUUGCAGGACGAUCCCCGAACGAUGCACAAAUCGUUGGAUGCCUGGCAGCUGCGGUUGCUUACGGCCGCGCUGGACAAAUGCGACUGGCCUUGCAAGAUACCGGGUGCACGCGGACUGCUCUCGGUCAGCUUGCUACAGUCACUGCUGAAGCGCAUCUGGAAGCGGUGCGACGAGCAAUUCCAUCGCUACAAACCUAUCGUUCACCAGUACCUGAACCUGCACACGAUUAACGAUCCGAGCGAAGGGUUGAUACGGGGUGGAAGCUUCGGCGACUGUCCGAUGGAACCGGCAGACGAAUCGAACCCGGAGCGGCGCCGUGAGCAUCUGCUUAACCUGGUCAAGCUGAUCGUGUUGUACGAUUUACCGUACGGUACGCUACCCAGUGGUGGUGUUGAGGUUGCUGGCAGAAUGUAACGCAUCUGCAUCACAUAUCAUCAGAGCGUUAUCGUAGGGCACAGGUUACCUGAUUUUAGAUUAGCGUCGGGAUUAAGUAUGCGUAAGCUCUCUUUCUACGGUAAGGAAGUUAGGUUAUCACGAUACAACCGAUACCGGCAUGUUGAAUCUCAAGAACUUUAGCACUGGUCGCGGGGUGCUGAGUUACGAUCCAUUCCUGCAGGUCCCUGUUUUCCAUUGGGUGUUUUCUCUUCAGCGUAGGGAGGCAGGGAUUUUGCGCAUUAUCCAGUACAACUAAUGAUCAUUUCAUAAUUCAUAAUUUGUUGUAAUAUCAUUUCAAUAAACAUCGCUAUUAUCUA
This is a messenger RNA of Anopheles stephensi (Asian malaria mosquito), 6829 nucleotides long. It is a transcript of the gene shtd, whose product is annotated as anaphase-promoting complex subunit 1. The transcript is spliced from 6 exons. Bases 270 to 6491 code for a protein of 2073 amino acids. Gene Ontology annotation, cellular component: anaphase-promoting complex. Gene Ontology annotation, biological process: metaphase/anaphase transition of mitotic cell cycle; anaphase-promoting complex-dependent catabolic process; protein K11-linked ubiquitination. Gene Ontology annotation, molecular function: molecular adaptor activity. NCBI's taxonomy places the organism in Eukaryota, Metazoa, Arthropoda, Insecta, Diptera, Culicidae. The record is from RefSeq and is a predicted model, not a curated record.